Messenger RNA from Prorocentrum cordatum, 867 nucleotides. Lineage: Eukaryota; Dinophyceae; Prorocentrales; Prorocentraceae. The record is from the annotation of a GenBank genome assembly.
AUGGGCGUCAAGGGCAAGAGCGGACAGUUCUUACCGCCGAAUGCCUGGGCUGCAGCCGCCGCCAUUCUGGCCGAGGGGGGCCUUGACCCAGGAGCCGCUGGCGAAGCGCGGAAGCUGAAGCCUCAGGGCAGCAAUCCUGAGGGCCCAGACAAGAAAAUUGCGAAGGUCGGCUUCGUGGACUCGGGAGUCAGCACGAACGUGCAGGACAUGGACAUGAAAGACAUGAUGAAGGUAAUGAUGAAGGACAUGCAGGGGAUGAGGGAGAUUAUGAGGAGCAGUGCAGAGGAUGUGAGGGAGGCGGUGGCGGAGGCCAGAUCAGCCAAGGAGGCCGCCAACCAGCCCAAGGCCGCGGUCAGCACGGUGGAGAAAGAUGUCCAGAAGCUCAAGGAGACCGUCGUCACGAGGGAGAACUUCGAGGAGGUGCUGAAGAGCGCCGGCAAGAUGGCCACGGAGGAGGAGAUUGCCAAGAUGAUCGAGGGCGUGGAGUUCAAGGGGCUGAUCUUCAUGAAGUUUGCCAGCGACGUGGGCGCCUCCGUGGGGAUCAACGUCGUCCGGGACAAGGCGAACACCAGCGGCAAAGACUCCAAGGACAGGAUUUGGUGCGACCUUGAAGCUCCGAUCGAGGUUCGAGUCGCUUUGGGGUUUCUCCAGGAUCUCCGGAGCCAGCUGAUCGAGUGGAGGUUCGCGAAGGAAUGCGUGUCCAUCGACCGGGACGUGUGCGCCAUUAAGGUCAACGAGGAGUGGGCGGACUGCGCCGACUUCCAGAACUCCCAGGAGCUGAAGACGAUCAAAGAGAGCGCCGAGGACCGACUCCUUAAGGGCCGCGCCAGGACCAGCAAAGGCCCGGGCAAGGGCUCUGAGCAGUAA